UCGGACCUGUGCUUGUCCGAUGUUGUGUGGGGUUGAAAUGCUGAACUAUCUAUAAAGGUCUUACGUAAUUUUUUUACAUAAAGCUCUUUGUACUGUAAUAAUUCGGAAAGUUUCUGUGUCCGACUCUCUUAGAUCGUUUUUGGCGAAUGAAACUUUUUUGUGAUAAGAUGAGACUUCGCAGUGGAACAAUGUGACGUAGUUUUGAAGUGAAGUGUCUUGGAACGAAAUGGCCGAAAGGAGAAUGGGAAUUAGGGAAUGAGAAAUGAUGAAUGGGGAAUUAGGGAUGGAAAAGGAAAUCGAGAAUGGAAAACCAGGAACGGAAAAUGGGCACAGCGGAUAGGGAACGGAAAAAGUAGAACCGGAAAAUAAGGAUCGGAAAAUAGAAAACGGAAAGUAGGGAACUGGGAAUGGGAAAAAUCCGCAUUAAGUAACAUCUCCUUAGUUGUGGUUCUUCAGAAAUGUCAGAUAAGACUUCAUUUCUGGCAAAGUCGCAUAUAAUUCCAACAGUAGUUUCUAGACUUCUAUUUUGGGCGUAGUUAACUCUUGCUCACGGACGUAUCCCCAAAGUCGUUAUCCACGACUCGAUAGUGGUGGAGAAGUGAAAAAACGGGGGAGGUUUGGGUCGGGUCUCGACCCAAACCUCUGUCGCUAUCACUCCUCCGUUACCAUCGCACCAUUUAUAAAAUCGCUCCCUUUCACCGACCAAGCGCCUGCAACAGCUGUUAACAGGCUGAUAGAUGACAUCAUUUCCUCAUCUUAACUUAAAUGUUAGUUUUUAACCUCAAAAUGCGGAUCUUACGAUAUGAUAAUCAGACACCCGGUCGAAUUUAAAUUUAACCGUACAUUAAGGAUAGAGGGAACAAAGUAUUCUAUACAGCCUCCACUGUCUGAGCAACAUCGAUACACUAUUAAACCUCACCGGAUGAAUAGAAUGUCUCGUCACCUGAACGUUACCGAGCAGGCCAACUUGACAAACCUGAAGAUGAUGGACGACUCAGGAAAACCUCAAUGGUUUACUGUCCUGGGCUGGCUUCUGACUGCCCUCGCUUUCACAGGCAAUAUCUUCAUCAUCAUUUUAAUUGCUUCGAAAACACGCCUUCAGCGCAUUACCAAUUGGUUUCUUUUGUCUUUGUCCGUGGCAGAUCUUGGAGUAAGCUUGAGUUUGUAUCCUGGUUUAUACUUCUGUUUACCUAACGUUGAGAACGGGUGCCAUCACAUUUUGCUUGCCAUCUUUCAGUGGGUAUUCUUGUACGCAUCUGUGACCAAUCUAUGCGUGUUGACAUUGGACCGCUACAUGGCGAUAGUCAAACCCUUUGUUUAUGUCAGUUUCAUGUCAAAAAACUGUGUUUUGGCGUUCAUCAGCAUGGCCUGGAUUCUACCGUUCGUGGCCGGUUUUGUACCUUUAACUCUUAUACAAACGAAAGACGGUAUAAGGUACUUCACCUUUGUAGCGGCGAUCGUUUUUGAGCUCAUUCCCUGGGUAAGCUUGCUGCUAACCACGAUACAGUUGCUUUUUAUCGCCAGAAAACAUGUCCGCGAGCGGUCUGCAGUUGUGAAACAGCUACGCUACAAUGACUCCACUACAACAGGAACUGAAAACACGCCGCCCUUGCGCCAAGGAAACAGGGCUCGAAACUCCAUCGCUUUCAUCGUUUUUGUGGUAACAUUUUACAUUCUCUGUUACUCCCUAACUGCUGUUAAGAGCGUGUGCAAUUUUUUGCCGUUUUGUCCAACUGCUUCAGAGAACGUGGAACAGGCGCAACAAUUACUGCUGAUUGCAAACUCUGCGUUCAACCCCCUCGUUUAUGGAUUACUCAAACAGGACAUUAAGCGGGAAAUAAGCAAGCUUGCACACUGUGGUUGCUUCAAAAGACAGCUCUCUUCAUUUCAAAUGGAACAGAGAUGCUGAUAACUUCAGAAAUACACUGCACAGGCGCAAGAAGAUCUGAAAUUUUCCAAGAAACAAAUCGAAGGGCUUCCUUCUUCAUUUCAACCUCGCCCGAACAUUUCAAAACCUUUCGAACAAAAGAAAAGGAACUCAAAAUGACGGAACCAUACGGAACUCAAUGUAAAGAACAGAUCAGUCUAAAAAAAUUAAUGAUUUAUUUAUUCUGGUCUAUUUCCCUUUAUUUAUGUAAGUAAUUAUUGUACAGUGGUAAAACUGUCGCCAAUCUUUGAUAAUAACGAAAAAAUAUAUGUAACUGAUUUCAAUCGAUUUUUCCAUCGUAAUUGUAAAUGUUGUAAUAUUGUAGAAGUAUAUUAUAGAAUAUUUAAAUAAUCUUUGAAUACUUAACCUUGUUUGAAAACAUAUCAGUGAAGCCUUUUAGUUUUAACUAGAUUUGUCACUCAAGCAGCUUUCCUUAUUUCAUGGUUGGGAAUA
Pocillopora verrucosa is the source of this 2380-nucleotide messenger RNA. RefSeq names its product beta-2 adrenergic receptor-like. Lineage: Eukaryota; Metazoa; Cnidaria; Anthozoa; Scleractinia; Pocilloporidae. Gene Ontology annotation, biological process: G protein-coupled receptor signaling pathway. Gene Ontology annotation, cellular component: plasma membrane. The record is from RefSeq and is a predicted model, not a curated record. Gene Ontology annotation, molecular function: G protein-coupled receptor activity.